AUGCAUGAACAUACGGUAGGACAAGCCAUCGUUUCGUGGAGGUGGAGUACGUGUCGACGGACAUCGAGGAGAUCCGUAAGGUGCUCAGCUUGCCGGAGGAAGAGUUCGUCAGACGACAGGGCCAAGAAGGCGGAGCUGGCGAGCUCUUUCCUUGAGUGGACGUCCGACCCUAUCCACAAGUCCCUCACCGACGUGUCGGGCCUCAAGGGGGAGGCCAAGAAGCAAUUCAAGAACAUGCUGGGCUACUGCGGGGACCGCAAGUACCAGUAUCCAGACCCUCUCAUCAGAGACAUCGUGGCGAAGGGGUUGGAAAUGACGGAGCUACGAGGGGAGCUGUACGUGCAGGCGAUGAAGCAGCUGACGAAGAACGCCAACCCAGCCUCCGUGCAGCGGUGCUGGGAGGUGGUGACGAUGCUCCUCACGUGCUUCCCCCCACCCAAGGACAUGGAAAACUACGUGCACUACUUCGUGCGGUGCAACGCUCCGGAAGACACUCGCGAGAAGUUCAAGCUGGCCGUGCACAUGUCGGUGUACGACGGUGUUAAGGAAACAGCCCCGAGCGUGAAGGAAAUCCCCCCGCUGCUGUCCGGCUUCUUCGAAAGGGAGAUCAGCGCCAGGUACAACAUUGAGGAAGACGUGGUCAGCGUCAAGCCGACGCGGCCCCCGCCGUCGCGCCCGGGCUGGGCCGCCGCCGCCGCCUCGGCCGCCGCUGCCUCGGCAUCCGCCGCCCCCGCCACCGCCCCCGCUGGGAGUUCCAACGGAGGCUACGGCGGCUACGGCGGCUACUGGGGGCCCCCGGCUGCUAACAGCACAGCGGCGGCGGGAGGUUACGGGGGAUAUUCCGCCCCCGCGGGGGCGACGCCAGCAGCAGCUGCCGGGGGGUACGGGGGGGGGGGCUACGGGCAGCCGGCGGCGGGAACGAACGGCGGCGGGGCGGACCCCGCGAUGCCGGCCAUGCCGUCGAUGGCUGCGCCGCCGCUGCCGCCGAAGCCCAAGCCUUCCGAGCCGCAGGCCAGGGUUUUGUACGACUAUGAUCCGGCGGGGCAGGAGGGGAUGGUUGCCGUUUCCGCGGGCCAGAUGGUCGGGGUAACCAACCGGGACAACCCAGACUGGUGGAUGGCGUCAUUGGAUGGCGGCGUAGAAGGAUGGGUGCCCGCGAACUACCUCGAGAUGCAGUGA
Ectocarpus siliculosus is the source of this 1179-nucleotide messenger RNA. The record is from the annotation of a GenBank genome assembly. Lineage: Eukaryota; Phaeophyceae; Ectocarpales; Ectocarpaceae.